Saccharomycopsis crataegensis is the source of this 819-nucleotide messenger RNA. RefSeq names its product ubiquinone biosynthesis protein COQ9 (gene COQ9). Gene Ontology annotation, cellular component: mitochondrial inner membrane. The transcript has a single exon. Gene Ontology annotation, biological process: ubiquinone biosynthetic process. The record is from RefSeq and is a predicted model, not a curated record. NCBI's taxonomy places the organism in Eukaryota, Fungi, Ascomycota, Saccharomycetes, Ascoideales, Saccharomycopsidaceae. Gene Ontology annotation, molecular function: lipid binding. Bases 1 to 819 code for a protein of 272 amino acids.
AUGUUGAGAGCUAUUAAUGGUUGUGCCACUAUAACAGUCAGACCUUUGAGAUGGGCUGCAGCGUUCAGACCGUAUCAUUCGUAUGACCACUUGAACUUUGAUGAUGAGCUCAAGUCUUUGAAUCAAUCAUCAUUGAAACACCAGAUAUUGUCAGAUACCAUCAACAACUCUAUCAAGAACUACGGAAUCACCAGUGCUGCUGUGGACUCAUCCAUGAACUCUUUUGUGCGCUCCAAUGAGCGCUUCCAGAAUAAAUCAUCAAAUAUCGGGGUGAUAUUUGAUGAUGACAAGGACGUUGAAUUGGUCAACCAUUAUUUGGAACAAACCAGAAUUUCUUUACAGAAAGAUAUCGAAACAGAAGAGUUUAAAAAACUCCCUACCGAAAUAUCAAAACUUAAAUUUUUGAUGUUCAAGAGAAUUCAAUCCAAUAUCAACUUGAUGGCGAACGGAGGCGACAAUUACAAAUUGCACGACAACUUACGCUCGUUAUUGGCGCUUUUGGUCCAACCAACAAAUAUUCCAAGCUCUUUGGAACAAUUGUCGAAAUUAUCCGAUGAUUUGUUGUUCUACUCUGGUGACCAAUCUCAUGAAUUCGACUGGUAUGAAAAACGAUUUAAAAUCGCCGCAAUUUACGUGAAAACCGAAUUAUUCAUGUUAACCGAUCAAAGUAAAGGGUUCACACGUACUUUUCGGUUCAUCGAAGACCAAUUGAAGCUCUACAAUGACGUGAACAAUCUUGUUGAUAAUGCUCAACAGUGGUUGGUAUUUAACGGGUUUUCUUUAAUCAACUUGAUUAAGAGCCAACUUUCAAGAGGUUGA